AUGACUGAGUUUGAUUCCUCGGUGUGUAACUCUUGGUGGGGUAUUGAUAAUUUUGAUCUUGUGGUUCGGAAUUCUGAAGGGCGUUCUGGUGGUUUGGUUAGUGCUUGGAAUAAAAACGUUUUCCAAGCUUCUAGCAAAUGGGACGUCAGCGGGGCUGUGGUGGUGAAUGGAAAAUGGGUUCAAGAUGAUGUUGUGUGCUGCAUCAUUAAUGUCUAUGCACCAGUUGGUUCGGAAGAGAAAUCUAGACUUUGGGAUGUUAUAAAAAAUAUAGUGGAACAAAAUGCCGAUCGCGGUGUCUGUGUGAUGGGGGAUUUUAACGCAGUGCGGAAGCGGGAAGAAAGAGUUGGAAGUGGGGAUUCUUAUGGGGUAGCAGAUGCAAGAACCUUCGACAGUUUUAUCGGUGAUAGCGGCCUUACAGAAAUCAGAUCCCAAGGGCGAAAAUUUACGUGGUAUAAGCCGAAUGGGAUGUGUAAAAGUAAACUGGAUAGGUUUCUGGUUAACGACGCGUGGCUGCGUCAAUGGGAGGGGUCGAUGGGACGUGGUCUGCAGCGCACCAUUUCGGAUCAUUGCCCUAUUGUUUUGGUGUCAAAAGUAGAAGAUUGGGGACCAAGGCCUUUCAGAUUCCUCAAUGUGUGGGGGACACAUCCGGAGUUUGAACAACAGGUUAGGAAAGUGUGGACGGCAAACGGAAUGACGGGAUGGAGAUGCUUCGUGGUCAGUGAAAAAUUGAAGAAACUGAAAACGGAACUGAAAGAAUGGAAUAAAUCCACUUUUGGGAAUAUUGAUGAAAGGAUACGGGUUUUGAAGAUUGAAUUGCAAGCUCUUGACCAGAAAGAUGAAGAGCAUGGAAUUGAGGAGUCUGAAAUCAUUCGAAGAAAUGAAAUCCAAGCGAAUAUUUUCCUACAGCUGAAAGACAAACAAAGGGUCUUGCAACAGCAAGCCAAGGUUCGGGAGUUCGAUUUGGAGGAGAUCAAGGAGGCGGUGUGGAGCUGUGGUGGCGACAAGAGUCCUGGUCCAGAUGGGUUCACGUUCUCCUUUUGGAAGAAUGCAUGGUCGACAGUAAAGGAUGAUCUUCUCCAAGUUCUGAAAGAGUUUUUCGAGAACGGGAGGAUCCCCAAAGGAAGCAAUACUUCGUUCAUUGUACUUAUCCCGAAGAAGGAAGGGGCAGAGAAGCUGGAUGAGUUCCGACCGAUCUCACUGAUCAAUAGCUUAUACAAAAUCAUUGCAAAAAUCCUUGCAGGGAGGCUGAAAAUGGUGAUGGGGUCUAUUAUCUCGGACAAACAGUGCGCUUUUAUCAAAGGUCGGUUCAUUCUUGAUGGAGUGGUUAUUCUCAACGAAGCAAUUGCGGAAGCAAAGAAAAAGAAGAUUGGUCGUAUUUUCUUCAAGAUCGAUUUUGCUAAAGCUUACGACUCCGUUCAAUGGGAUUUUCUUGAUGCUUUAUUCGGUCGUAUGAACUUCGAUCAGAAAUGGCGGAAUUGGGUGAAGGGAUGCCUCGAUUCGGCGUCAGGCAGCGUGCUGGUGAACGGAUCAUCCACAGGUGUUUUCAAAAUGGAACGAGGUCUUAGGCAGGGGGAUCCGUUGUCCCCUUUCCUCUUUUUAGUCAUCGCCGAAGUGUUAAAUGCCCUGAUGGAGAGAGCUACUGAUCUCCAGCUCGUGGCUCCGGCUGUUCUGGGGAUGGAUAAAAUUUCUGUGUCGCAUCUUCAAUAUGCAGAUGACACAAUCUUCCUGUUGGCAGCUAACGAGGGGAAUGUGACUUUUAUUAAAAGGAUCCUUCUUCUCUUCCAAUUCCUUUCAGGGCUAAAAAUCAACUUCGACAAGAGCAACUUGAUGGCAGUUGGUGUCGAGAAUGCGUGUUUAAGGAGGUGGGCAGGUUAUCUCAACUGUAAGGAGGGAUCUCUUCCUUUCAAUUAUCUCGGUAUCAAGGUUGAGGGACGGAUGAAUAGCAGUGUGGAAUGGAGUUGCGUCGUGGAAAAAGUGUUGAGGAAAAUCAGAGGUUGGAAGAAGAAAUCUCUUUCUUUGGCAGGGCGUAUCGUUCUGGUGAAGUUGGUCCUUCAAGCCAUCCCAGUGUUUCAAUUGUCUUUUUCCUUCAUUCCUAAAUCGGUAAUUCACGACCUCAACUCCGUUUUUGGAAAAUUUUUGUGGGGGGGAAGUGGCGUGUCUAGGUCUAUUGCUUGGUUCAAAUGGAAAGACAUGUGUGUCGACAAGCUUCAAGGGGGAUUGGGCUUUCGAAACAUUGAAUGGUUUAACAAGGUCUUGGUGUUAAAAUGGGUGUGGAGGUACUUGGUCGAGAGGGAGGCGCUGUGGGUCAGGGUGAUUAAAUCCUUGUACGGGGAUUUGUCAAGAGGGGUGGGAGGGGAGUGGAGGGUGGAGAAAAGGGGCGGGAUGAAGGGAUGGUGGUCGAAAAUUGUUGGGAGAGCAGGGAGGGAGGAAGAAAAGUGGUUUAGUGGCAAUAUUCAAAGGAUUAUGGGGAAUGGUAGAGAGGAGGCUGGGGAAUGGACGGAGGAAGGAUGGAUGUGGGAUCUCAAGUGGCGAAGGGAGCUGAGGGAGAGGGAGAAGGAGAUGGAGGAAAAUUUGAUGUCAGUCAUUGGGACGCUUUCUCCUUGCCUAGAACUUAUGGACGGCUGGAGCUGGAAGAACGCAGCAGGGGAGAACUUCUCGACUAAAGCGGCCUAUGAGGAGUGCGCAAAGGCGGAAGGAAUGUCCUCAUCCCAGCCGAAGAACAGUGGUGCAAUGCAUGUGUAUGGAGGGAGGAAACAUCUGAACAUUCUUUUCUCCAUUGUCCGAAAGUCGAUCGCGUGUGGGACAAAAUCCAUCAAUGGAUUGGAAUGGAAACGGCUAAACCACAAAAAGUCGAAGAUCAUUUCAUAUCUUUCAUUGGAGGAGGAAGAGAAUGAGUUUCUUCUCUCUCUAGACUUCUAUUGUGGUGGAUAUUUUGCGAGGGAGAUAUAUGAUCGCGUGCGAUCAGUUUCUUCUGCUCUCGUCAUUGUAAAUUAG
Salvia miltiorrhiza (redroot sage) is the source of this 2994-nucleotide messenger RNA. RefSeq lists its product as uncharacterized. Gene Ontology annotation, molecular function: catalytic activity. The transcript has 5 exons. NCBI's taxonomy places the organism in Eukaryota, Viridiplantae, Streptophyta, Magnoliopsida, Lamiales, Lamiaceae. Bases 1 to 2994 code for a protein of 997 amino acids. The record is from RefSeq and is a predicted model, not a curated record.